AGCAGUAGUAGGACAGCAGUAUUGAAGCAGUAGUGCAGCAGCAGUGAAGGAGGUGAAACUUCAGCGUCCAGCUCUGAACAGGGUUUAUAGGCUUACCUACCCGUUCAGGACGAACAGGAGGUCCCAGAGGUUACCGAGCCGCGCUCUGCCCGGACGUAUAAAGACUAAAGAGUGUAAAGUCACUUCAAAACGGACCAAACGGACUGAAGAGGCCAAACACCUCGGACUCAGAAGGCUAGACAUUGUGGAGGAAACUCUCGCGGCAAUAUGAGUCAAUGGAAACAAAUCCAGCAGUUAGACAUGAAGUUCCUGGAGCAGGUGGACUACUUUUACGAUGACAACUUUCCUAUGGAGCUGAGACAGGUGCUGGCCAACUGGAUUGAGAGCCAGGACUGGGAAACAGCCACAAACCAUGAGGCCAUGGCUACAGUGCUCUUCAACAACUUCCUGAUCCAGCUGGAGAGGCAGUGCACCCAGGAGCAAAACUUUCUCCAUAGACACAACCUGAAGAGAAUAUUCCACCAGAUACAGCUGAGAUACAAAGCCAACCCUCAGCACCUGUCCGCAGUCAUCUCCAACUGUCUGAGGGAGGAGAGACGCAUCAUAUCUGCCGCCAGCAUGCAGGAGCAGGGUCCACUGGAGAAGUCUAUGCAAAACUCAGCAGCUCUGGAGAAGCAGAAGAACCUGGACAAUCGAGUGGCUGUGAUCCGCAGCAGUGUGCAGCUUCUGGAUCAGGCAGUGAAGCAUUUGGAGGAUAUGCAGGAUGAUUUCGACUUUCGCUACAAAACCCUCCAGCUUCGAGAUCCAGUGGAGAGGAACUCUCAGAACAUGAAACAAGAAGUCAUGGCCCUUCAGGAAAUACUCAACCGUCUGGACUACAAAAGGAAGGAGAUUUUGUCCAAGAUGGCAGAUGUGAUAAAGGAGAUAGAUGCACUGGUUGCCUCACAGCUGAUGCCUGAGCUGCAGGAGUGGAAGCGCAGACAGCAGAUCGCGUGCAUCGGAGGCCCUGUGCUCACCGGCCUCGACCAGCUACAGAACUGGUUUACCAUGACUGCCCAGAGUUUGUUCCAGAUCAAACGACAGCUAGACAAACUGGACGAGCUCAUCGUCAAGGUGACCUACGAGAGUGACCCCAUCCCUCUGCAGAGACCCCAGAUGGAGGAACAGGUCAAAUAUCUCAUAUACCAUCUCAUCAAGAGCUCCUUUGUGGUGGAGAAGCAGCCGUGCAUGCCAACACAUCCACAGAAACCUCUUAUCAUUAAGACCCAAGUGCAGUUCACCACCAAAGUCAGAUUGUUGGUUAAGCUACCUGAAGUGGACUAUCAGCUGAAAGUGAAGACGACAUUUGACAAGGACCUCCCAAGCGGCAAAGUUACCAGACAAUUCUUCAUCCCCACCAACAACACCAAAGUGAUGGACGUGGAAGAGUCUUCAAAUGGAUGUCUAUCAGUGGAGUUCAGACAUCUGCAGCUGAAAGAGAAGAAAUGCAUGAGUGGAGCCAAAGGAAAUGAGGGUCCGCUAACAGUGACUGAGGAGCUGCACUCCCUCAGCUUUGAGGCCAUGUUGUGCUUGCAGGGCUUGGACAUUGACCUAGAGACCUGCUCCCUGCCAUUGGUGGUUAUCUCCAAUGUCAGCCAGCUUCCAGCAGGCUGGGCUUCAGUCAUGUGGUACAACCUGCUGACAGAUGAGCCGAAGAACCUGGCGUUCUUCAGUAACCCGCCGAGGGCCAGCUGGAGCCAGCUGUCUGAGGUGCUGAGCUGGCAGUUCUCCAGCUUCGCCGGACGAGGCCUCAACAAAGAGCAGCUGAGCAUGCUGGGAGAUAAACUUCUGGGUCAACACGCCUCUUACAACGACUGCCAGGUGUCUUGGUCUAAAUUCUGCAAGGAAAACAUUCCAGGGAAAUCUUUCAGUUUCUGGCUGUGGCUGGACUCCAUUCUGGAGCUCAUUAAGAAACACUUGCUUCCUGUUUGGAUUGAUGGCUACAUCAUGGGUUUUGUAAGUAAGGAGAUGGAGCGAGCUCUGCUGAAGGACAGGGAGCCUGGCACCUUUCUGCUGCGCUUCAGUGAAAGUCACCUGGGAGGAAUCACGUUCACCUGGGUGGAGCAGGAAAACGGGGAGGCAAAGUUCAUCUCUGUGGAACCGUACACCAAAAACCGCCUCAGCGCUCUUCCUAUUGCGGAUAUAAUACGGGACUAUAAAGUUAUCGCUGAUGGUAUCGUCCCUGAGAACCCUCUUAAAUUCCUCUACCCUGACAUCCCCAAGGAUGAAGCAUUUGGGAAACAUUAUAACAGUCAGCCAAACCGAGUUUGUCCAUACAUACCAACAAUUUUGAUUCCCAUCUCACUGAAAAUUGCUGAAAUACAAGGGACAGCUAAGGUUCAGCAAUGGAUGUUCAAUAAUACCAUAAUGAAUCCAGCUGAUGCCUCAAGAGAAAUGAAAGCUGAUGACUUUGUAACAAGUUGUAAAUGGAUAACGGGACCAGAGUUCUCAGAGGAAUGGCCUGGAUUUGAUUCAAGCCCCCAGCACGACUCCUCCACCCUGCUCUUCUCCGGAGCCACCCUUGUCCCCGGAGAUGUCCCACAUGCUCAGUGAGCACAUCAGUGCCUAUGAGAUUGAGAGUGUUAUGAGUUCACUGUAGACGUUCCUGAAGGCCGACCUCCUCUCGUCAAACAUUUGCCUUGGUUCCAAGAAGUCAGUGUUCUUGCUGAUUGCUUACAGAAAUACUGAGGCAUGAGAGCGAGGGUGUCUCAGUCUGUGACCGUGUAGGCAUAUUCACGUGUGUGUGUUCACGUGUGUAGUCAACAUGCAUGAUAGCUUCUCUUUGCCGAGUCAUCUCAUUCCAAAUGAACCUCCUACGCAUACAUCGAUGCUGUUAACUGUCUACUGUAUAUAUGAAGCGUUCUGACUUUUACUUCAGCACUAAAACAGAAAACAUUAACACAAAACCGACAUCCUGAUAUAGACUCCACUCUUACCUUUAUUACUACUAUACUAUAAGACAAACAUGGCAGGCUGUGAAAUUCCAAGUGUACUUACUCAGUGACCAAACAGGUUUUGUAUUGUUGACAUUUUAAUGCACCUGUUCUCUUACACUUUCCUCCAGAAUGAACAAAACUGUGUUGUACUGAAUUUUCUGAUUUCCAGUUUUAUUCUCCAAUUCAGUGUGCUUUACCUGCUUAUUCAUUAUGUAAUGCAUUUGCCUGUUGAGUUCCAUAUGUUGUUUUAUAUGACCUUUCAAGAAUAAUAAAGAGUUUCCUUUUUCUGAAA
Messenger RNA from Pygocentrus nattereri (red-bellied piranha), 3267 nucleotides. It is a transcript of the gene stat4, whose product is annotated as signal transducer and activator of transcription 4. The record is from RefSeq and is a predicted model, not a curated record. Gene Ontology annotation, molecular function: DNA-binding transcription factor activity, RNA polymerase II-specific; RNA polymerase II cis-regulatory region sequence-specific DNA binding. Gene Ontology annotation, biological process: regulation of transcription by RNA polymerase II; response to peptide hormone; cytokine-mediated signaling pathway. The transcript is spliced from 25 exons. NCBI's taxonomy places the organism in Eukaryota, Metazoa, Chordata, Actinopteri, Characiformes, Serrasalmidae. The coding region runs from base 268 to 2592 and encodes 774 amino acids.